This is a messenger RNA of Cottoperca gobio, 835 nucleotides long. It is a transcript of the gene rpl7, whose product is annotated as ribosomal protein L7. Lineage: Eukaryota; Metazoa; Chordata; Actinopteri; Perciformes; Bovichtidae. Gene Ontology annotation, biological process: maturation of LSU-rRNA from tricistronic rRNA transcript (SSU-rRNA, 5.8S rRNA, LSU-rRNA). The transcript is spliced from 7 exons. The record is from RefSeq and is a predicted model, not a curated record. Gene Ontology annotation, cellular component: cytosolic large ribosomal subunit. Gene Ontology annotation, molecular function: RNA binding; structural constituent of ribosome. The coding region runs from base 47 to 784 and encodes 245 amino acids.
AACGCGGACAUGCGCAGAAGAAAGUUCCUCUUUCUCGGUGGACGCAAUGGCGGACGCAGAAAAAAAACCACAGGCGGUCCCUGAGAGCCUUUUGAAAAGGCGAAAGGCCUUCGCUACCAUGAAGACCAUGCGCGUCAAGAAGAUGCUGGCUGAGAAAAAGGCCAGGAAAGUGACCAGGAAACUGAUCUACAAGAGGGCUGAGAAGUACCACAAGGAGUACAGGCAGAUGUACAGACGUGAAGUCCGUCUGGGCCGCACUGCUCGCAAAGUGGGAAACUUCUACGUGCCAGCUGAGCCCAAACUGGCCUUUGUUGUCAGAAUCAGAGGUAUCAAUGGUGUCAGCCCCAAGGUCCGCAAAGUCCUGCAGCUUCUCCGUCUGCGCCAGAUCUUCAAUGGCGUGUUCGUCAAGCUAAACAAGGCUUCGAUCAACAUGCUCAGGAUCGCUGAGCCGUACAUCGCUUGGGGAUACCCCAACCUGAAGUCUGUGCGUGAGCUCAUCUACAAACGUGGUCAUGGCAGGAUGAGGAAGCAGCGCAUCGCCCUCACAGACAACGCUCUGGUGGAGAAGGCCCUCGGCAAAUAUGGCAUCAUCUGUGUUGAGGACCUCAUCCAUGAGAUUUACACAGUUGGUAAGAACUUCAAGCCCGCCAACAACUUCCUGUGGCCCUUCAAGCUGUCAUCACCCCGCGGUGGCAUGAACAAGAAGACUACACACUUUGUGGAGGGAGGAGAUGCCGGUAACAGGGAGGAUCAGAUCAACAGAAUGAUCCGGAGGAUGAACUAAAGUUAUGGUUUUCAAAGGACUCAAAUGUACAAUAAAAAACUUGAGAAAACA